AGCUGCUUCACACGGAGACCAAACACACAGUGUGUGAUGCUGCGUUUGACUGGCAGGAUGCAAAGGUGGUGUGUCGAGAGCUGGACUGUGGGGCUCCUGUAGAAGUGCUGGGAGCAGCUGCAUUUGGAGAGGGAAAGAAACAGAUGUGGUCAGAGGAGAUCCAGUGUGGAGGCAACGAGACUCAGAUUCAACUCUGCCCAACAUCUGCUCUGAAUGUCAACUGCUCACAUGACAGGGAUGUGGGCUUAGUUUGUUCAGAUCCGGUGAGGUUGGUGAAUGGCAGCAGUCGCUGUUCUGGGAGAGUGGAGGUUUAUCAUAAAGGAGAGUGGGGCACAGUGUGUGGUAGUGAUUGGAAUGAGUUUAAUACGGAAGUCGUGUGUAAAGAGCUGGGGUGUGGUCAUAAUGUAGAUACCAUGCAAAAAGCCGAAUUUGGAGAGGGAACAGGUAGAGUCCUGAUGGCUGAGGUUGCUUGUGGGGGGUGGGAGACCAGACUUAAGGCCUGCCCUCAUAAGGGAUUGGGUAAACAUACAUGCCAACCUCACAAAAGUGUUGGAAUCAUCUGCUCAGAACACAGAGCUCCCAGGCUUGUGAACGGUUCCCACCAGUGCUCUGGGAGAGUGGAGGUGGAACACAGGACCACCUGGGGAACAGUGUGUGAUGCUGCAUUUGACUGGCAGGAUGCAGAGGUGGUGUGUCGAGAGCUGGACUGUGGGGCUCCUGUAGAAGUGCUGGGAGCAGCUGCAUUUGGAGAGGGAAAGAAACAGAUGUGGUCAGAGGAGAUCCAGUGUGGAGGCAACGAGACUCAUAUUCAACUCUGCCCAACAUCUGCUCUGAAUAUCAACUGCUCACAUGACAGGGAUGUGGGGUUAGUUUGUUCUGGUAAGCACAUGAUCUUUUUAAAAUGA
Messenger RNA from Clupea harengus (Atlantic herring), 905 nucleotides. RefSeq names its product deleted in malignant brain tumors 1 protein-like. The transcript has 3 exons. Gene Ontology annotation, molecular function: serine-type endopeptidase activity. Bases 144 to 905 code for a protein of 253 amino acids. The record is from RefSeq and is a predicted model, not a curated record. Gene Ontology annotation, biological process: zymogen activation. Lineage: Eukaryota; Metazoa; Chordata; Actinopteri; Clupeiformes; Clupeidae. Gene Ontology annotation, cellular component: plasma membrane.